AUGUCGCUAUACGGAGGUAUCAAGUUUGGUCUCGACAACGGGUCAUCUUCCGUGUCACCAACCUCUGCCGAUCCGGCUCCUCCCCCUCCCCCUCCUUCAGAAGUUGCUCCCCCAGGUGAGUCUGUCAACGAUAUAAACGUACGUAUGCUCAUAUUCACAGGCCCUCCUCCAAAAGGCACCACCCCCCCUGCCGCUGCCGCUGCCUCCUCUUCUGCCGUCCAGGCUGCCAAAAUGCCCAAAAGCACCGGGCCAGAAUUCUCGGCCUCCUUAAAGUUCGCACCACGCAUAGCCAAGACCAAAACGAUGAUCCCUCGUCCGACCGGACCGACGACAGUCUACGCUGCGCUUCCGGUUGUGCGUGAUUCACCGCCUGUAUCCAUGACAAAAGAAGAGGUGGCUUUUGGUACGGAUGGGAAACCGCUGGAAAGGGCUCCGGCGAUGACGUUGAAGAUGAAGCCCACCAGGGCGGAGUUGGGCAAAAGGGGCAGAGAUGGGGAUGGGUCAAAGAAGAAAAAGAAGAAGAAGAAGCGGCUGGAACUACCGUCUAUGGUCGUCCAGCUGUUCGAUCCCGAAGAGCAAUAUGAUCCCAAUAGGCCCAACGAUCUAGCAGAGUAUCAACAAUACCGCCGGCGACUGAAGGAAGAGAAACGGGCCAAAGCCUUGGCAGAGAAGAGCAGACGGAUGAUGGGCGAUAGCAGCUCUGGAAGCGAGUAUGAGACGGACAGCGAGGAAGAAGCUCCCAGGAGGGAUGCUCCAAAAAUGUUUGCCCCUCCGAGAAUAUAUUCGCCUCCCGCAUCCUCCAAACCACUCCCCCUGAAUCCACCACAAAAGACUGACGUAGCGAUGACCGGGGACGAUGCCUAUGCUAGACGAGCGGCUAUGGUACAAGCAUCAACUGGGGACGAUGCCUACGCCCGUAGACUGGCUCUGUCGCAAGCAAAGCCUCAAGACCAGGCGUCGGUAUCUGCAGCGGAGUUAGCGACGAUGCCGUCCUAUCCCCCGCCUCCUCCGCCAGAAGAUGCAGCACCACCACCUCCCAGUUCCUCCUUCAUUCCACCGCCAGCUUUUGCCCUCGCAGCACCAUCUGAUCCACCUGUACCGAUACCUCAACCGCCGCCGAGUGAUAUUGACAAGUUGAUCGCGGAAAAGCGGCAGGCCGCUCAAGCCAUCGCCGACAAGCUCACGGCCUUGGCCCCAAAACCCGCCGGCGAGUUACCGCCAUUGGAAGAAGGGUGUGUUGCUCUUAUAGUAUGUGUGACUCUGCUGACGACCAGAUCCGGAGGCACAUGGGCGGAAAGACACAUGCGCCGGCUUGGACACAAGGAGGGUCAAGGUCUAGGGGCGUCUUCAACUGGUAUCGUCCAUGCUCUUGCGGCAGAACAUGUUGUGGCUCCUCCCAAACCUGCGGAUCCUAAUCAACCGUUGUCCAAACGGGCAGUUGCGAGGCAAAAAGCGGCGGCGGCCAAUGAGAAGAAUGCUAAUCGACGAUGGGUGCAACAUGGGACGAACAGAGGUCGGAUCGUCAAUGCCAACGAAGAUGAGAGGCAGAGGGUGGAAAAGGAGAGAUUGGGAGAAGCGAGCAGGGUGAUUGUUUUGACAGGAAUUGUGGACAAUGAAGAGGAAGUAGACGAAGAGUUGUCAGAAGAAAUUGGAGAGGAGUGUUCGAAUUACGGUAUCGUCGAACGUGUCGUCCUGCACAUGGCAGAGCCAGUCCCAGAAGAUCCUUCAGAAUGCCUGCGGAUUUUCAUUGUCUAUUCCGGUAUGGCUGGAGCAUGGCGAGCAACUAGGGAGCUCGAUGGACGAUUCUUUGGUGGCAAGAAACUGCGAGUACGAUACUUUGACGAGGGCAGAUUUGACAGAGGCGAACGAGAUGGACCUCUGAUCUAA
This is a messenger RNA of Tremella mesenterica DSM 1558, 1887 nucleotides long. RefSeq lists its product as uncharacterized. The coding region runs from base 1 to 1887 and encodes 628 amino acids. Gene Ontology annotation, molecular function: RNA binding. Gene Ontology annotation, biological process: mRNA cis splicing, via spliceosome. NCBI's taxonomy places the organism in Eukaryota, Fungi, Basidiomycota, Tremellomycetes, Tremellales, Tremellaceae. Gene Ontology annotation, cellular component: precatalytic spliceosome. The record is from RefSeq and is a predicted model, not a curated record. The transcript has 7 exons.